Messenger RNA from Penicillium verhagenii, 408 nucleotides. RefSeq lists its product as uncharacterized. NCBI's taxonomy places the organism in Eukaryota, Fungi, Ascomycota, Eurotiomycetes, Eurotiales, Aspergillaceae. The record is from RefSeq and is a predicted model, not a curated record. The transcript is spliced from 2 exons. The coding region runs from base 1 to 408 and encodes 135 amino acids.
AUGACGGUCCCUUCCCAUCAACCCAUACUUCAUGCAUACCGAAGUCUCUAUCGGGGUGCUCUCAAAGCCAUUCGAUAUUCUACUCCUGCCCGGCAUGUCUUACGAUCUACUAUGCGAAAUGCCUUUCGCUCGACUCACACCCCCACUUCCGAGUUCGACCCUUCUAAGAUCGCCAACACCCUACUCUUUUUGGAACGAGCUGCCGACGUACGGGGCCUAGAGCAUAAAAUUGUGAAGAAUUUGAUGCUAGCGAGAUACUGGGAACAACCCCAUAUUGCCCGAGACUCACGCGUAUUGAAGGUUCUAGGUCUCGGAAAGGUAGAGGAUCGGUUCCGCAAAAAGGCUUACGAGCAUUAUAAUUUGACACUUGAACGCCUAAACGAGAGUCUGGGGACAUGCCUGAAGUGA